UGGCGCGGCGUGGCGAGGUGGGUCAGGCGGGCUGGCGGGACAGGCAAAGAGCGGGCUAGAGGAUGGGAAGGGGGACUGCCAGCAGCCCGUGGCAUGGGCUAACUCCAAGGGGCUCAGGACUUUGAAGCAGCUCUUUCCGACCUGCCUGCUUUGAGCUGUUCAUAAUGCCUCUUGGGAAAGGCUGGAAGAAAACAGUGGAAGACAUUGCCAGUGUCUACGACAUCAAGGAGAAGCUGGGCUCAGGGGCCUUUUCAGAAGUGGUUUUGGCCCAGGAACAUGGAUCUCAGCGCCUUGUAGCCCUCAAAUGCAUUCCUAAAAAAGCACUGCGAGGUAAAGAAGCAGCUGUGGAGAAUGAAAUUGCUGUACUCAAAAAAAUUCAACAUGAGAACAUUGUUGCUCUGGAAGAUAUUUAUGAAAGUCCCACUCAUUUGUACCUGGCCAUGCAGCUGGUGACAGGCGGAGAGCUCUUUGACCGCAUCAUUGAACGGGGCUAUUACACAGAAAAGGAUGCCAGCCAGCUCAUCCGGCAGGUGUUGGAGGCUGUGAAUUACCUACAUGAUCUGGGAAUCGUUCAUCGGGAUCUCAAACCUGAAAAUCUCCUAUAUGCCACACCAUUUGAAGAUGCCAAGAUUAUGAUUACGGACUUCGGGCUGUCUAAAAUUGAGGCUGAUGGCAUCAUGUCUACCGCUUGUGGAACUCCUGGCUAUGUUGCCCCUGAGAUCCUGGAGCAGAAGGCCUAUGGAAAAGCUGUGGAUUCCUGGGCACUUGGUGUCAUCUCCUAUAUCUUACUUUGUGGUUAUCCUCCUUUCUAUGACGAGAACGACUCUGAGCUUUUCAACCAGAUCCUGAAAGCUGAAUAUGAGUUUGACUCCCCAUACUGGGAUGAUAUCUCUGAGUCAGCCAAAGAUUUCAUCCGCCAUCUUCUAGAACGGGACCCCGAGAAACGAUUCACUUGUGAACAAGCUUUGCAACAUCCCUGGAUCUCUGGGGAUACAGCUCUGGAGAAGGAUAUUCAUGGAUCUGUGUGUGAGCAGAUUCAGAAGAACUUUGCUCGCAGUCAGUGGAAGCGAGCAAUCAAUGCCACAUCCUUUUUACGCCAUAUCACCAAGAUGGGACCAGGUGCAGAGGGUGAAGAAAUUGGAGAGGCAACAUCUGGAAGACAGCGUGGAAAAUGGUGACCCCCCCCAGAGGUGGGUUCACUAAAGAAAAAUGUGCUUCAAGAGCCUGGGCCACUGCCUUGCAUGAGCUACCCUCCUGCAUGCGGCUUCACAGCCACAACGCUGCGUCAGCACCCUCCCCCAAGUGUGGGGUAUCCUUUCAUUUUGUGCUCUCCCCCCCCCCAAAUCUGGGGGUAUCUCUGCCCCGAGGGGCUCAGGAGUUCAAUCAAGCCAAGAGCAUCCCUGUCCAGCCUGUUUCGAGCCGGCUCAAAUGCAAUCUGCCUGGGGCCAGAGGUCAUCCCAUUGAAGCCGGCGGAGCCUUUGCAAUCUUGCUGCGUUACUCACCUCACUUCCAUCCAUAUCAGCCAUCGAGGCUAGCAACCUACUGGAGAAUCAGCGGAGAUGGUGGUGGCAGGGAAAUAAAGCUCCCAGCCAUUCUUCGCCAGCUGUCGGGGUUGACUUCAAAAUUGCUUUGAGAAGCUAAUUCUCCUCCUGUCCUCCUGAGUCAUAGAAGGAUAGCUUUCCACAGAAGGGAACAGCUGGUGUCGCUGAAGGAACACAGUGAAACCUGACCACGCUGUUGUUGGAAGAGAAGGGACUCCUCUAGUAGGAAGAUGGGAGCUGCCACAGCAAAGUUGAGGGCUUUUUCUGAGAUAUCGUGAAUCUCAGCUAUCUUAGCUCAAGUUGAAUCAGGAUCCAAAUGAAAUUCAGUAGGUGUUUGGGGAACCUUAGUAGGGUAUGCCUGAGUGUUGCCAGACUCCCCAAAGCAUAUAACUUCCUUCUGAUCUUAGAGCAAUGUUGUAACCAUUUGAAAUAUGUGUGAGAUUUUGGGCGGAUAAGAUCACUGCCGAAUAUAUGCAGUGUUUUAAAAAUGAGCUGCUUGUUUAAGAAGAGCCAGUAUAAUGCCUAAAGUAUGGUCAAGGCAGCGAACUGAUGCAUCUCCUUGGCCUAGGAAGCAACUGUCCAAUCUGAUGUUU
Pseudonaja textilis is the source of this 2134-nucleotide messenger RNA. Lineage: Eukaryota; Metazoa; Chordata; Lepidosauria; Squamata; Elapidae. The record is from RefSeq and is a predicted model, not a curated record.